Messenger RNA from Sardina pilchardus (European sardine), 1320 nucleotides. RefSeq names its product zinc finger protein OZF-like. The transcript has 2 exons. The record is from RefSeq and is a predicted model, not a curated record. NCBI's taxonomy places the organism in Eukaryota, Metazoa, Chordata, Actinopteri, Clupeiformes, Clupeidae. Gene Ontology annotation, biological process: regulation of transcription by RNA polymerase II. Gene Ontology annotation, molecular function: DNA-binding transcription factor activity, RNA polymerase II-specific; RNA polymerase II cis-regulatory region sequence-specific DNA binding. Bases 1 to 1320 code for a protein of 439 amino acids. Gene Ontology annotation, cellular component: PcG protein complex; chromatin; transcription regulator complex.
AUGUCAGGAUUUACAGGACCAACACCGCUGCCUAUGCCAGUGAAGGAGAUAAAAGAAGAAGACUUUGAUGAUUUCCUUCAAGAGUAUCUAGCAGAACACCCUGGACUGGAUCAUGACUGCAAGACUGAAGAACACAUAUCAUCAACUUUUGAUUGUAAAGAGGAAGAGUCUUCACCGAUGGACAUCAACAAGGAGAAAGACUCUGCUCCAAUAGAUGAGAUGAGACAUACUGAGGCACAUCAUUGUACGGAUUGUGGAAAAGUCUCCUGUAAGAUUAGUCAUCUCAAGUCACACCAGAGGAUCCACACCAGAGAAAAGCUGCUCCAGUGCACCACAUGUGGGAAGGGUUUCAGGAAGAACUCGGAACUCACUAUCCAUCAGCGCACACACACAGGAGAAAAACCAUACAAGUGCUCAGACUGUGGAAAGGCCUUUAGUCAAUGUUCUAAUCUAAAGAAACACCAGAUGAUCCACACAGGAGAAAAGCCAUAUCAGUGCACUACAUGUGGGAAGAGUUUCAAGAGCAAGUGGGAACUCACUGUCCAUCAGCGCACACACACAUUAGAAAAACCAUACAAGUGCUCUGACUGUGCAAAGGCCUUUAAUCAAAGGUCUUAUCUCCAGACACACCAGAGGACCCACACAGGAGAAAAGCCAUACCAGUGUACAUGUGGGAAGAGUUUCAAGACAAAGUCAGGCUUCAACACCCAUCAGCGCACACACACAGGAGAAAAGCCGUAUCAGUGCUCUGACUGUGGAAAGUCCUUCAGUCAAAGAUCUCAUCUUCAGCAGCAUCACAGGAUUCACACAGGAGAAAAGCCGUAUCAGUGCUCUGCAUGUGGGAAGAGUUUCAAGACUAGAUCAGACCUCGUCACACAUCAGCGCUCACAUACAGGAGAAAAGCCUCAUCAGUGCUCUGACUGUGGAAAGGCCUUUAAUCGAAUGUCUCAUCUAAAGGAACACCAGAGGAUCCACACAGGAGAAAAGCCCUAUCAGUGUACUACAUGUGGUAAGAGUUUCAUGACAAGGUCAGAGGUCAACAGCCAUCAGCGCACACAUACAGCAGACAAGCCAUAUCAUUGUUCUGACUGUGGAAAGGCCUUUAGGCAAAGGUCUCAUCUAAAGGUCCACCACCAGAAGAUCCACACAGGAGAAAAGCCAUAUCAGUGUUCUGCAUGUGGCAAGAGUUUCAAGACUAGGUCAGACCUCGGCACACAUCAGCGCACACAUACAGGAGAAAAGCCUCAUCAGUGCUCUGACUGUGGAAAGGCCUUUACUCGAAGGUCUUCUUUAAUGAAUCACCAGAAAGCUCACAAAUGA